This is a messenger RNA of Amaranthus tricolor (Joseph's coat), 2979 nucleotides long. RefSeq lists its product as uncharacterized. The record is from RefSeq and is a predicted model, not a curated record. NCBI's taxonomy places the organism in Eukaryota, Viridiplantae, Streptophyta, Magnoliopsida, Caryophyllales, Amaranthaceae. Gene Ontology annotation, molecular function: protein kinase activity; ATP binding. The transcript has 9 exons. The coding region runs from base 553 to 1047 and encodes 164 amino acids. Gene Ontology annotation, biological process: protein phosphorylation.
GAACACCCAGAGCCCGACACCCCCUCUUUCCCUUUCCCUCUUUCCCUUUCCCUCUUUCCCUUCCCUUCUCCUUCUUCCUCGAUACCGGCAGCAGCAAGACCUUCACCAUUUCCUUCUUCUUCCUUCUGAAUUUCGAGUGCCACAAGUGAGAUUCAUCACCUUCUCUUUGAUUCAAACGGGUUCUUUUCCUUCCCCUUCUUUUCGGUACAGUUGAGUACGGCAGCGGGGCAUCGGACCCGACCUUCAUCGAACUAGGAACAAGCUAAGUUGAGUACGGCAGCAACAUUUCCCCAUUCAUAAAAUCAAAAUUCUCUCCCUUCUCACUCUAAGAGAUAAAAUCCUAGAAAACAAAAACCCAAAACUACCGCCACCUCAGCCUAGUCGCCGCCUGCCCCAGCCACGUCUUCCGCCGCCAACGCCUGUCGCCAUCAGUGAGCUGCCGAUCCGGCUGCCGGCUGCUGUGCGUUGCCUGUCUCUCAAAACAAAAACGCUACAAACUAGAAUUUUGAUUUUUUUUGAAGGUUUUGUUUAGUUUGAAGAAAAAAGUUGAUAAUGGUAGACGCUAAUAGUUCUGAUGAUAGUUCCAAUGCUUGUAGGGCAUUGAAAAUGUCCCUAUCCAUGUAUGGUUCCGAUGCUUCAGACACUCCUUCAGCUUCUUCUGAUGCUCUGAAUGCAUUGAAAUUGCCUAAAUCGACGUCUCCUGGAAGCAAUGGCUCUCAUGGUUCUGAUGCCCAUCAUGGCUACAUCAAAUCCCGUUAUAAAAGUGAAUUUGAGGAGCUGGCUAUGUUAGGAGAAGGGGUCUUCGGCAAGGUUUUUCGCUGUCGCAAUAGACUCGACGAAAAAGAGUAUGCUAUCAAAGUCAUUCCAUUUUCUAGUGAAGAGCAAGAAAAAAUUGUAUUGGAAGUAAAGAUUCUUGCCAAGAUGUGUCAUCCCAACGUGGUUACAUACCAUCAGGCAUGGAUAGAGGAUCGACUUUCGGCGAGUCCACCCUGUUUUGAAGGGAGUAGUUCUUCUAGUACCCAAGUAUCGACAAAACACUAUACAUAAUUUUAGAAUUAUGUUUUGGGUAAGUAUUCUAAAUUUAAACUAAUCAGACGGUGCUUCAUUAUAUUUUCUAAAGAAAUUAAAUUAUGUUUAUUUCAUUAAAAACAGGACAUUAGAAAGCAAAGGGAUUAAGAACGACAAUGUUUGGAACACAAUUAAUGAAAUUUGUAGCGGACUAGAAUACAUACAUAACCAAGGGGUUAUACACAGAGAUUUAACGCUGCAAAAUAUAUUUUUGGAUCAAGCGGGAGUAGCCAAAAUUGGUGAUUUUGGCAUAGGUAAAUUAUUUUUUAAUUUUUUUUAUAACAUUAGUUCAAUAAUUUUAUAUUUAAAUAGACUAAUAUAAAAUUUUAUUGUAGCAAGAUUUUGUGAUGAAGACGGACGAGCAAAUUUAUUAAAAAAUUCUGGUCACGGAGCCUUAAAAUAUGGAGCUCAAGAGUUAACUGCAAAUAUUCCAUAUGCCGUAAAGGCAACGGAUAUCUAUGCUUUGGGUGUCGUCAUUUUCCAGCUACUGUAUAGAGAUGGAGGUGAUUCGGACAUCACUGAAGCUACAAAGAACUUUACCAUGAACAAAAUUUUGUCGACAAGUUGGACUCGACCUCUAUUGACCGAAAUAUUAUUUCAGAUGAUAAAUGCCAACCCGAAUGAUCGUUUAUAUUUGAUAGACUUGAAGAGUCUAUUAAACGAGGUUUGUAUAUAUUAUACGUCUUCUAAUAAUAUUUAUAUUUUGCAUUUGUUCGAUUAAAUUAUCAUUUGACUUCUUGUGUAAUUAAAAUGCAGGAGCAUUCCAAUAAGAAAAGGAAAAUGUGAUAAUUUGUAAUUAUCAUUUUAAGGAGCUUAAAGAUUCAGAUUUAGGAGAAAGUAUGUUGUGUACUGUUCUCAUUAGUUCACAAAUCUGAAUCUGAACAGUACACAACAUACUUUCUCCCAAAUCUGAAUCUUUAAGCUCCUUCAAAUGAUAAUUACAAAUUAUCACAUUUUCCUUUUCUUAUUGGAAUGCUCCUGCAUUUUAAUUACACAAGAAGUCAAAUGAUAAUUUAAUCGAACAAAUGCAAAAUAUAAAUAUUAUUAGAAAACGUAUAAUAUAUACAAACCUCGUUUAAUAGACUCUUCAAGUCUAUCAAAUAUGGACGAUCAUUUGGGUUGGCAUUUAUCAUCUGAAAUAAUAUUUCGGUCAAUAGAGGUCGAGUCCAACUUGUCGGCAAAAUUUUGUUCUAGGUAAAGUUCUUUGUAGCUUUAGUGAUGUCCGAAUCACCUCCAUCUCUGUACAGUAGCUGGAAAAUGACGACACCCAAAGCAUAGAUAUCCGUUGCCUUUACGGCAUAUGGAAUAUCUGCAGUUAACUCUUGAACUCCAUAUUUUAAGGCUCCGUGACCAGAAUUUUUUGAUAAAUUGGCUCGCCCAUCUUCAUCACAAAAUCUUGCUACAAUAAAAUUUUAUAUUAGUUUAUUUAAACAUAAAAUUAUUGAACUAAUGUUUUAAAAAAUAAUUUACCUAUGCGAAAAUCACCAAUUUUGGCUACUCCCGCUUGAUCCAAAAAUAUAUUUUGCAGCGUUAAAUCUCUGUGUAUAACCCCUUGGUUAUGUAUGUAUUCUAGUCCGCUACAAAUUUCGUUAAUUGUGUUCCAAACAUUGUCGUUCUUAAUCCCUUUGCUUUCUAAUGUCCUGUUUUUAAUGAAAUAAACAUAAUUUAAUUUCUUUAGAAAAUAUAAUGAAGCACCGUCUGAUUAGUUUAAAUUUAGAAUACUUACCCAAAACAUAAUUCUAAAAUUAUGUAUAGUGUUUUGUCGAUACUUGGGUACUAGAAGAACUACGCCCUUCAAAACAGGGUGGACUCGCCGAAAGUCGAUCCUCUAUCCAUGCCUUCAAUAACAAAAAUAUAAAUCACACACUAAAUUUUAGAUAUUGAAUAUAGUCAACAAAAUACUAAAUUAUG